AAAGGGGAAGAAGCCGCGUCGCGCGCAGGCGGCUGUCUCGAGGCCCCCGUUCGACGUCUUUGACCCUGUCUUGUCUCUGAGCGGUGGGUGGCAAACAACCCUUCAAGACUUCUGUCCUCGGAGACUUCGGGAGGAAGUCGACGGGGCCCUUCUACGGGCGCCCGGGCGACAAUGGCGUGCGCGGAGCUGUUCAUGAUGGCCCUCCUGGCGGCCGUGAAAAAACACAACAUGACCCAGGAGCCGAUAGUGAUGUGGCUCGGCAACUCCUCUUCUCCGCCGCGCCUGAUCCCUUGGUCGAGCGUCAACAAAUCGCCCGGCGGCGGACACGGCAAGCAACCAAAACCCCGCCUGGGUGUGAGUCCCGAGGACCUAGCGAAGCCACUUCGGAACUCCAGCGAACACACUCAGACGCCGCUGGCGGCGUUGCGGUCGCAUUCUCGGCAACCACACAGCAAAAAGCCCGGCGGUACGCGCAAGAAGAAAAAAGGCGGAGGCCUCCACGGUCCACGAAAGAAAAAGAACGGAAAGAAAAAGUUUAGAAAAGGCGCAAGGAAUCCUCAUGGCGGCAGGGGACGCUCGAAACACAAGGGACGAAAAAAAGCAGGCGGCGCGAAGAAACCACCACGCGGAAAGAAGCAGACGACAAGCAGUUCGCAGACGAAGAAAAAAAGUACGCGUAGGCGAGAUUCUUCUGCAUCACCAGAAGGAAGUCCUCCUACAAAGACAACGCGAGCACGUCAACAUCAUCAUCCCCACAGUCCCGGAGGGGGACAGCGCAGCCAAUCCGGAAAGCCCGCGACCAAACCGGGUGACGUGGAACGAGAUAAGACUGGCGCGAGUUUCAAGAAGACGUCGAUAACGUGGACGUCGACGUCGUUGAAACGCGAAGGCACCCGCGCUACUGGUAGCCUUAAACCGGAGUCUAGCACUUCUGGAGCGAGCGUCCGGCUAGCAAAAGCGGCGACGCUGAAACCGAAAGACGGGAAGGAACAUUCGACGCUCUCAACUCGCGGAACGGGACCGCCAAGCGGUCGAAGACAUCAUAGCACCACGAAAUCGAAAGAGUUGCUCGGUGACCACGGUAGUAGGAAGUCCGAGGAGCAAGGACGACCGCCAGCAACGCCUCACCGCGGGAUGCUGCCCAAGACGCAGUCAAGCUCGCCGGACAAGACAGCAGCGACAAACAGCGCAGCAGACAAGCUCGGUCGGAAACAGGGUAUUGAGCAAGCGGCAGGACACAGCAGCCAAGGAACGACUAAGGAACCGUCGGCUGUUACGCCAAGUUCGAAAGCCGGGUCUUCUAAGCCAAAUGUCGCGGCGAGCCAAGCGCCCGCUCAAAUGCGCGGCGGCAAGAAUUCGAACGGCAACGCCAGUAAGCCCGCGGAACCUUCUGGAACGUCAUCAGCUGGGGGAUCUACUCAAAGUUCGAAAACUUCUGCGGCCAAGACUGGCUUGAGCAGCUCGCCUGCGGGAAAGACUGGAUCCGGACUCACAAAGCGCCCGCGUGACAGUAAGUUCGGUGCAUCAGCUGCAGCUGCGACAGUUUCGAAAGCGCGACCACCUGAGUCUAGGGAGUCGAGACAGGUCACGAGAAGGCACAGUCUCCAAACGACAUCGCAAGGCAGCGGUAAACAAGGGGUUACCACCCAAGACGCGCCGCCUCAUAAGAAGAAGCAGCAGGAACUCCAUGGGCGUCAUCACCAACGUCACAAUCAUCCCGGUAGCACCCGCCAACCAACGCGUCGCCCGGACGUGACGUCACUCUUGACGGCGCUACGUCGACUCGAGCAGGCGACGAAGGCUAGCGAAAGGGCAACGGCAAACAAGGCAGCGCAGACGAAGCGCCCGGAAGCAAAAGAUGCUCAAAAGCUUUCAACAUCACCGCAAGCGGCGCGGCUGGCCAACAGCGCGAGUCUAGUCUUCACUGUUGCCAACGAUACGCGUAAAAGCACCGGAAGCGUCCACCAGUAAAUCGAAAAGGUAAAAACGAUCGCGAUAAUAUAACGGAACCUGGCGCGCAAAGGCUACAUUUCGCAAGCAAGAACUGUUUUUGCCCUGCAUGAAUCUUAUCACCGCGUGAGGUCAGUAGAUAGACUAAGUUGCCCGACCUGCUCGAAGGCGACACAUAACGACAACCGUCGCAGACUUCCAGUGACAGUGUUUAUGAUUGGCGCACGCUGAUGCCAACAAGCCAAUCACCAGAUAGGUACAGUGAAUGCAGCGCGUUACUGAACCGAUCCUACGUUGCAUGAACGACGGCGGAACCACGCACUUUCGGAAAUAAAGCGACUGAGAUGUUCAAAUCAUGCAUGAGCGAAAUACGUCCGACAAGAACCAUGCAACGAGUGUGCUAUACCUUGAUCGAUUCCUUUUUUAUCGACAGCUGCAAAAGCACAGUCGGCUAGGAUUCAAAUAUUGAAAAUUUAAGAAACAACAACAAAAAAUGUCUGAUAAAGGCAUAUGAAUACGAAAGAAAGGCAUGACUA
This is a messenger RNA of Dermacentor silvarum, 2486 nucleotides long. Its product is annotated as mucin-19-like. The coding region runs from base 172 to 1971 and encodes 599 amino acids. Lineage: Eukaryota; Metazoa; Arthropoda; Arachnida; Ixodida; Ixodidae. The transcript has 2 exons. The record is from RefSeq and is a predicted model, not a curated record.